Ceratina calcarata is the source of this 5301-nucleotide messenger RNA. It is a transcript of the gene cv-2, whose product is annotated as crosveinless 2-secreting protein. Gene Ontology annotation, cellular component: extracellular region. The record is from RefSeq and is a predicted model, not a curated record. The coding region runs from base 2330 to 4246 and encodes 638 amino acids. NCBI's taxonomy places the organism in Eukaryota, Metazoa, Arthropoda, Insecta, Hymenoptera, Apidae. The transcript has 11 exons. Gene Ontology annotation, molecular function: BMP binding. Gene Ontology annotation, biological process: positive regulation of BMP signaling pathway.
UUAAUUAUAGGAAAUGCGUUUUUCUAAGGUACAUCAACUUUUGGGAUUGACUAUAUAGCCAAUACAUUCUUAACAAGCACUCGGCGGGGUAUUUGGAAUUUGGAUAAUGGUGUUCGGUGACGAGCGUCGGGACGUAAUAAUGGACGUUCGGGCAUGGAAUGCUCCGUACCACUUUCUCCCGGAAUCCUCGAUAUCCCGGCAACGAAUACGAUCCGUGUAAAAAAUCCAAGUAUCGUCGAGUGCACCGAAACGGCCGCGUAUCAAAUUGGAACACCGAUCGAUAGGGCGGCCGGAAUCCGAUCGAAAAAGAUCACCCCCCACCUCCAUCUCCUUCCGGCCGAUCUAAUUGAGUAAGAACGCGAACGGAACCGAGUCAAAGUCCUCCGCGGUCAAGCUCGGGGUCGAGCGGUUCUCCCGAGCUGGAAUCUGGAAUCGGCAUUUUCCAGCAUACGCCGCCGUGCGCCGAUCGAACCGGGACGCGACCGAUAGCAUCUCUUCUCCCUUCUCGUCUCUUUUCUUCCGACGCGUGGCUGCGACCGGCCCGUCAGAUAAAGUGUUUGUUGCCGCAGUCGAUGCCACGCAACGCGACCGACCUCUUUAUUUUAGUUUUAUUCAGCAUCGGUUCGCUGGCUGCGUCGGUGACACGGUAUCUUCGAAUACUCCCGCUUUUAAGUGAUCGCCGCGAAGGGAAUAUAUUUUCCGCGGAAUCUAUGGAAAAACGUUAGAUACGAAACGCCGGCACGAUCUUUGUUGAAAAUAGUUUAAAGAAUCCGACGAGACGUCGAUCCGCAAAGCGUGCAACCGCUCCCUCCCACGCUCUCGACGUAACGCAAUGACGAAUGGCAUCAGCGAUCCUCUCGAUUCUUUUCGAGCGCGUACCUUUCCUAUGCGUAACGAGCGUAGAUCCGCUCACUCGAUUCGCGGUCUAUCUUAUCGCUUUCCAAGAUUCUUUCGCUGCGCAAGAUUCGUUCCUCGCGAGAGAUCGGGGAAGGGAUCGACGUCGCGGGCGAAAAUUUUCAUCGAACCAUCCGGAUAAUCGAAUCGGCACGUCGCCGCUGUGCGCGUCGAACAGAGAGACAGAGAAAGAUAGAGAAAGAGUGAGAAACACUCCGACCGAGUUCUCCGUUCUCCUUCUCUCCGUCGACAAAACCUCGCGCAGUUUCUCCUCUGCCGUUCUCUUCACAGGUUCCGAGCAGAAGCUACGGCCGCUCUCUCCCUCUCUCCACUGCCGCCUCCUCCUCAUCUUUCUCCUCCUCCACCGAUGUUCGUUUGUAGCAACUGGCUCGACGCGAAUCGAGUUACGAAUCUAAAUCCCAGCGUCCGAAUCACGGACAAUACCGUCGAUUUGCAACGUCGAUCUCUCGACGAGACGCGACGAACGAUCGCUGGACGCGAGGCACCUGUUCGAUACGUUAUCACAGUUCGCGACCCGUUAUCGAUCGUAUUGACACGGUGUCGGCCAGAUCGCUACUUAUCGCUACUCGUUUCUCCAGCUUCCCGAAUUGCUCCUCCGUACACCUCCGCCAGCACCGCCGCGGCCGCGAGUACCACCACCACCACGUUCCCGACGACGACCAUCUCCGAAGCGUGUGGCCACCACUCUCGGGCUUCUCUCUUCCAGUCGCCUUUCCCCGCCACUCGAUGCCACUGUAGCCAGCAGCAGCAGCAGCAGGAUCGACGCGGCGGCGGCGGCCACACGGGAACCUCGUUACAACACGAGAAACGAUACUACACGGUGGUGGAAAGAACGUGGUCGUUGCGAGUCUCGCAACGCAACGGAACUUUAGUGCAACUGCGGCGAGCAGCUGACGCGGAAUCGCUUCGUGCCCGACGAACAGUGCGCGUGUUCUUUACUCUCUCGGAUCCUCGCGCGCCGCGCCGUCGAUCUUUCGUCUCGCGACGCAGCGCGCUGGUUCGCGCGCGCUUCGUUCCCAACGACCACGGCACGCUACGUUUCGGGAUACACCGACAGAGAGGCAAACAGAGAGAUAGAGAGAGAAAGAGAGAGUGUGUGCGUGCGUGCGUGCGUGCGUAUAGUGUCAGGGAUUUAAAACACAUGUCUCGGGUCGCUUUCCCUGUCGUCAAAUGAAUCGAAUCUCGCUGAUCCGACGGACGGUAGCCAGCCUCGUCGACGCGACGCCCGCGUCCAGCGUCGUUUUCUCUACGAAAUCUCCAGCCACGUAAACCGUCGUGAUCGACGGUGAAGACGAACUCGCACGCAGGGGGCGAUAGAGAGAGAGAGAGAGAAAGAGAGAGAUAUAUAUAGGAGCGAAAAAGGGUAGAGGGAUAUAGAGUGAGAAAAAGAGGAAGAUAAAUCGAUAAAACGAAGAUGAGGGUGACGCGAUGCUCGUCGAGUCCGUUAGUCCUAACUCUGGCCCUGGCUUUUGCGUCGACGAUCGGUCGUUGCGGCGCCUCGGAAAGCAUAAUAGGAAGCCGAGAAACGUGUGACGUAGAGGGAGAGGACUUCACGGUGGACAAGAUCCCUAACACCAGGUGUUUUAACUGUUUGUGCAAGAACGGGUUCGUCGAAUGCAGGAAACAGCAAUGCCCGAGUAUCGAGGGUUGUUACACGCUGCUGGAACCGCGCGAGGACGAGUGCUGCCACAGGUGCAAAGGUUGCAUGCGGAACGGAGUUUACCACGGAUCCGAGACCGAAUGGACGGAGGGAAACGAUUCAUGCAGAAUCUUCACGUGCAAAGCCGGGGUGAUCACCGAGUCCCGGUUGCAUUGUUACACACCGUGCUCGAAUCCUAUCCCGCCCGCGGCCGGGCAAUGCUGCCCGAUGUGCGCAGGAUGCCACUUGAACGGGCAAUUGGUGACGGCGGAUAGAUCGGUGACCACGAGCGAGGAUCCGUGCGUGACUUGCAGGUGCAACGCUGGCAGACUGAUCUGUGCCAAGCAAGCCUGUCCCGUGCUUCACUGUCCCAGUUCCAGGAUCGUUCACGACCCAGGCAAAUGCUGUCCGCACUGCAAAGGUAGCGGGAGAUACUUGUCACCGCCGAAGGGCGCGUGUAUGCUCGGGGCAGGCGUUUACAAUUCCGGUAAUCAGUUUCAUCUGGACCACUGCACACGGUGUAGUUGCUCGAAUUCGGUAGUCUCGUGCACGAGGGAAACCUGUCCGGUUCACGACUGCCCAGCCGAGCAUCAGAUCACCCUAGCAGGUCGUUGCUGCCCGCAGUGUCCCGAGGUCGAGGAGAUCCGACCGUCUUGCACUUACGCCGGCAAGACUUACGGGGAUGGUGAAAGUUGGAAGCUUGACUCGUGCAAGGCAUGCGCUUGCAUGCAGGGUAAAGUGCGAUGCGCGAUGCCCAUGUGCCCCCCGUUAAACCUCCCUUGCCCACCGAAUUCGAGGCUGGAGCACCCCGAGGGUCAAUGCUGUCCUCGUUGCGUCGAAAGUGACGGUGUAUGUACCGUGUUCGGCGAUCCUCACUAUCGGACUUUCGACGGGAAAUUCUACAGUUUUAAGGGCGCGUGCAAAUAUCAACUGGCUAGCGAUUGUUCGGAUCACACGUUCAGCGUCCGAGUGACCAACGACGCCAGGUCAACGAGAAACUCAGCUUGGACCAAAACGAUAGCGAUCAAGGUGGGCGACUUGAAGGUGAAUCUCGGGCAGAAGAUGCGAGUGAAGGUGAACGGGAAGAAGGUCGAGGUGCCGUAUCGCGUGGCGAACCGGCUGGACGUGAACCGGACAGCGGACAGCAUAGUCGUGAGCACGCAGAUCGGAAUCAAGGUUCUUUGGGACGGGAUCAGCUUUCUCGAGGUGUCCGCGCCGACUUCGUACAGGGGCCGGCUCUGCGGUCUGUGUGGGAACUUCAAUUCCCUGCCGAAGGACGAUUUUACGAAUCGAAAGGGCAGAUUGUUGCAAGACCCGCAAUUGUUCGGACAAUCGUGGCUGGUAGGCGCCAAGAAGAAUUGUGCCAGGCCAAAGCCACUACCACCGAAUUUCGAUCGGAACAGACGUUGCAGAGGUCGAAAAGAUCACAGAUUAUGCAACAGGCUGAGAUCGCAGAUCUUUGACGCCUGCCACAAGAAGGUGAAUCCAACCAUGUAUUACAAGGCGUGCCUUCAGGACAUGUGCGAGUGUCCGACAGAGAAUUGUUACUGCGAAUCGUUCACCGCGUACGCGCACGAGUGCAAGAGGCUCGGUAUCCAAUUACCGCAUUGGCGAAAAUCGACCAGAUGUCGAACCGGUUGGGACCAGUUCGCAGAAUCUAGGACGUUGAUGAUCGGCUCGCGUUUUCCCUGAUCGCCUCCCCGUUCCAUGGAACGUCGAGAGUCGGAACCUCGGGAAUCAGGAAAGGAGGAGUCGAGAUCGAACAACUCUUGCGACCGAACGAAAUUCUACAGCUAGUCACCGCGUUCGAGCGGACGCGGAUACGCGCGACGAUCCGCGGCCGAUCGAACGCAUCAGUGGUCACGUUCGAAUCAGCGGCGACGUUUUCAUCGCGUGGUACCGGUGAAACGAUCGCCGAUAACGGCAGAGUAGAGCUCGCUCGCCUUUUUUCGAAGCUCGGACGAGUCCGAAGCACCGUGCAGUAUUUCGGCCGAUGAGCAGGCUCGCGGCACCGUUCGUUUACGUUUACGUUUAUAUUAUCGGCACAACCGACCACGGUCAGUCGAAAUCGUGGAUACAGACUCGUCACGGGUUCCCUGUUCGUCUAUAAUCUACAUUUUACGUAAAACUGGACCGUCUUUUAACUUAUCCAUUUGGCAAAGUACUUGAAACACGAGCUCUCGUAUUCGUGGAUUUCGCGUUGUGUCGAGGACAUAUGUACAUACAUUUUAUAUAUAUACACAUAUACGUUACUUUUCUAUCCAUAGACUUAAGCCCAGUCCCCCUCUAUACGCUCUUUUGAUCCGCGUCAAAAUCUAUGUACACCGAUCAGAAAUCUUACGAGUUCAACGAUCUAACAAUCACAUUUUCACUUUUCUGUUCGCAGUGCUUCUCGUUUUUUUGCUUACACGCGUUAAAACUGUAUAUAGACCAAGUGUGGACACGCGCGUAUGCGUACUUAUAUUCGCCAGUUACGAAAAGUAUUGGCGCAUCAGCCGUCUAUUUUGUAUAUUGGUAUGAACGAAAGGAAAUGCGCUAUAUCGGUUACGCGUUUGUAGCACGUCCCGAUGCCUAAUUAUAAUACAGACUGACCCAACCAGCAACGUUUCGCGGAUGGCAGUCAUAAAUAUACCCUCGAGAUAAUCCAAAGCUUUAGCCAAUUUGUCUAUAUCGAUCGUAGCGUAGAAAUAUAUUGUGGCACGCAUCGGAUACGAACAAAAUAAACGAACGAAUUGUUUAUUCGUAAA